This is a messenger RNA of Fukomys damarensis (Damara mole-rat), 2444 nucleotides long. RefSeq names its product dynactin-associated protein. The record is from RefSeq and is a predicted model, not a curated record. The transcript has 4 exons. Gene Ontology annotation, cellular component: Golgi apparatus; plasma membrane. Gene Ontology annotation, biological process: activation of protein kinase B activity. Bases 340 to 840 code for a protein of 166 amino acids. NCBI's taxonomy places the organism in Eukaryota, Metazoa, Chordata, Mammalia, Rodentia, Bathyergidae.
GUGAAGGCAGAACACACUUGACCAGGAUCAAUGGCCUUAUAGAAGUAGCCUCAGAGACCUUCCCCUUCCCUUUUACUAGGUGAAGAAGACACAGCAAAAACAUUCAUCUCUGAGUCAAGAAGUAGGUCCACACCAGAUAAACACAUCUGCCGGUGUCUUGACCUUGGAUUUUGAGCCUACAGAAUGAUUGACUUCUUCCACAAGAUAAAUGCUAGUUUGUUUUCAUCGAAUAAAUGCAUAAUUAUUGAUGAAACACAAAUCCAGUGUAUCCUGACUGCUAAUCUACGAAGUCAGCACAGACGUUGUUAGAGUUGGAUUUGAGAGAACAGUACCUUCGGAAUGACUAGAAAGCAACAGGAGUAUGUUGUGAAUGUUGAACAAAAUGUGGCUGAGAUGUGUCCCACAAAUCCACACCGUUCAGAUGAAAGAACACAAUGUGAUUGUAGACUGCACAAUGUGAUAAUCCAGCCUCAGAUGGCUACAGGAAAACCACGGUCACUCUGGAAAAUGUGUCUAGUGUGUCUUUUGGCCUGCUUAAUUGCCUCUGCCACUGCAGUUCUGGUCUUACAUUUUGGCCAGUUUGGCAAGCCCACCAGCAGUACCACCAUCAUCGUUCAUGCAGAUGGAAAGUCUAGUCAGGAUCCUGGAGUCUCUACUUCUACUUGCUGUCUUGACCCAUUAAUCACAACUGGACCUCAAAGCACCACGCCUUCUACCCCCACAACCAACCGAAGUACAUCUACUAGUGUACCAGUAACUUCUGUCAGGAAGACUAUCUCUACUACCACCACAGCUACAGUGCACAAGGUUGAACUUGAUGAAGACUAUGAGGAGGCAUAGUCUCGAGCCUCAGUGCUCCUCAAGUCAGAUUUAAACUUUCACCCCAAAGGAGGUAUGCCCCGCAUUCUCUCCCCUUACCAUGAGGUUCUGGAUUUUAAGAGCCUGUUCCUCUUGCUCAGUCCUUUUCUGGCUUCUCAGGUGGUGAUGACAGUCUUGGGACCACUGAUAUUCAAAUGAUUGGGAAAGGAAAAUGACUACAAGUCUGGGCAAUUCACUCAGGCUACAUCAAAGAAUAUUUUUUCCCCUCUCCUGUAUAACCAGCCUCGUGGAUCACUAAUGAGAAUUUCAGCUCAUAAAAAGGCUGCCAGUGAGCCCUACUCAACUUAGCUUCCUGCAUUCUGUUUGUGAAUCCAGUAUCUACCAUCUGGCCAGUGUGGAUUUUCUCCUAAUAUCUUUUAUUUGACUCUUUUUCAGUAUUUGUAUGCCAGCAGAGAAAGAAGCAAAUGUUCAAUUAAAGAGAUUAACAAGCAUAAUUUACUCAAUACCUAUUGAUUUUUACAAAGGGGUGCCUCCUGUUGGUGAAUUCAGAAACAGUGGUCAUCACUGAGAAGUAAACAAGGAAGAAUUCUGAGAAAAAGUUGAGCUUGGGAAAGGGAUGAAGGUUUCGAUUUAAGGAGAUGGUUAAAGCAGAAAAUGAAAACACUAUGGAGAUGUUAUGGAAUUAAAACCAAAAGCACACUCAGAGCUCAAAUGUAAGCAAGUGACAUAUUUACAUGAACCUGCAAUUUCUCAAGGAUUGUCAGUAAUAUUCUCCAUAUCUGAUAUUGCUUAACCUCACACUAUUUUUGAACUAUUAUACAUUUUAAGCUUUUUUGUUGUUUUAUAACUCAUUGCAUAACUCAGAGGACAUAUUGCUUAUAAUUUGUUGUGAAACAUGAGACUCAUUCAGUGUUACUCAUGCUACAAGUGAUUAGUACAGUACUAAUUAGAAGCAUACGUUUUUCAGUCUGGAAAAGACUUCAGAGGUAAAGAAACCUGUCUGCCCUACCACCUGCCUACUAACUACAAAGAGGGAAGAUUAACCCAGGAAAGACUAAGCCAAAGAUUUAGACUUAGUGAGUCAACAUUAGAACUCAUGUCCUAAAUUAUACUUUCUGAAUCUCUUUUACACACGAUUAGAGGUCCUACUUGCAUUCUAAAAGCAUGGUUUCAUUUUUCAAGAUUUCCCAAGGCAACAGACUUUUUACUUAGUAUAAAUCUAGGAUGGUUUUCUGCGGUCAAUAAUAGACCAUUUAAAUCCUUGUUGAAUGAUUAAGGUCUGCAUAUGAAAGAUUAGAAAUUAAAAUUCUUUAGAUAGUUGCUACCUACAGGCAGCUAAUAUUUCUCAAAUCUGAUUACAUAAAAUUUGAGUAUUUCAGGAGUUAUUAGACGAAGCACAAACAUUAGUAGUAGACAUUGAGAAUGAUGAGAGGUAUAGUGUAAAUGUUAAACAAUAAAUUUUGUUAAGCUCUAGAUAAGAAUAAGGCACUGGGAGUAAGUACUCAUGCAUCUUUCCCCCACAGCAUAACUUUAAAACAAUGUAACUUCUAUUGUACUUUGAUUUAAAUGCCUAUGAAAGGAAAGCUUAAAUUUACUAGGACUUACGUAAUUUAAACUCUGCUUUG